Molecule: messenger RNA, 1887 nt
Organism: Paramecium pentaurelia
Lineage: Eukaryota; Ciliophora; Oligohymenophorea; Peniculida; Parameciidae
Source: the annotation of a GenBank genome assembly
AUGAAAAGGAAGCAUACUUUAUUUCUAAGAAAAGUUGUUGGAGAAUAAAGUUAAAUGAGUUGGCCUUUUGCUGAUUAAGACUUACAUUCUAGUAACAUUUUUCAAAGUAAAAGAGCAGUCAUCAAUUAGCUUAGAGUCCUGAUUAUCAAAUAUUUGAUUUUAGUCAAAAGAAUUCAACUAAUGAAAUCUUGUCUAGAUCAAUAGUUGGCAAAGUGGAUAUUUACAAUAAAUAGGCUAAUGGCCUUGAAAAGCCUCUUCGUUUUAGUUAACCUGUAAAGUUAUCUAGUAUGAUAAAGAAGAUUAAAAGAAGUAAUAUAUUAUGAAUAUAUUUUUAGCCAAUACUAAUGAACCAUCAAGUCUAAACUCAUCUUAUAGAAGCAAAAAAAAUAUUACAAAUUAAUAACAAUUAAUACAAAAAACUGGAGAUGCUAACUUUGAAGUACUUGAUAAAUAUGAAUUAUUAUAAACUAUGGAAAAAAUAUAGAAAAUAAUUAAGAAUAAUGAAAAAAAUGCAUAAAAUUAACUUUAAAAAAUUUCAGUAACUGAAAAGAUAUUGAAAAAUCAACAUGAAAGAGCACUAAAUAAACAUGAAAAACAAUUGUAAAUAUGGAAUGAAUUAUCAACAAAAAUUAGUUCUAGAAUGAAAAAUAAUUAAAGUACCUUAAUUGAAAGAUAGGCUUGUAUUUUCAUAUAUUAAAUAACUAGAAUAUAGAUCUAGGUUAGACUCAUUAGAUAUGUUUGAAGAAUUGAAACCAGAGGAAUCCAAAAAUCCAGUUAUAACUUGGCAUCAAAGACUAAGAUCUCAAUAUAGACCUUAAGUAAUUCAUUAUUGUUUAUUAUAAAGAAAAUUAUACAAAAAGAAGAAUAGGAAAGAUUAUAAUUAAAAUAAGAUCUAUUAGAAUAAAUACCAAGUAGGGAACUAUUAGAUAUACCUAAUCCAUAGAAAUUAAUCUCAGAUAUCAAAAAUAAAAAUGGUUAUGACAAAGGUCGAUCUGUAUCUGAUUAUAAUGGAUUAAAAGUAAAAUAGUAACAAAAAAUUAGUUAGUUGGUUUGAGUGUCUAUGAUUAAGAAUUAAAUUCUUUGAAAAAAGAUAAAUCUCAAAUACAAUAGUAAUACUACUAUUAUAAGGCUCCAAAAGAUGUUAAAAUCGAAGAUGAAAAUUUUUGAGAAUUUUAUUAUAAUUAAAAUAUGUUUGUAUUUAUUAGUGAAGGGGAACCUAAAGAUCAAACAGAUUACUUUUUAGGAUAGGAUCCCGAUGUCAAUUUAUCUGAGAAAGGAUAAAAUUAAGCUAAAUAAACUGGUUUGGCAUUAAAAUAGAUUAUAAAUGAACAUAUCAGCUCUCAAAAAUUAAAUACUAAAGAUUUAAUAUUUGUAUUCAUGUCAUCCCAUUAUAUGAGAUGUAUAGAAACUCUAGCAAUUGUUAUGUAAUAUUUACCUACAGAAAAUAAAAAGAUAUACAUUUAAAAUUAAUUAAGUGAUCUUUUAUUACCUCAUUUAUAUAAAUAAGAACCUGUCAAAGAGCACUUUUAAAUUAAUUAUGAUAAAAAGAUAUAAGGAUAUUUUAAUAAACAAUAUGGUGUUGAAAUAUGGAAAUAAAAUUAUAUAAAAGGAAUAAAGAUUGAAUAAAAAUAUCCUGAAGAUUAAACAUACUGUAGAGCUAGAAUAGGUUCAUUUAUAAUUGAGACUUAAAAUUAUGUCAAUCUCUUUUAAAAUAAAGCUAAUUAUAUAUAUAUAUGUGCCACUCAUCUAGGAGUCUAAGAGAUUGUAUUAGAUCAUUUUGAUGGUAAAUGUAAGAAUAUUGAUUAUUGUUCUGUUACAACAAUUUGUUUUCCUGAAAAUUGGUAAAAUCCUAAAUUGACUCUUAAAGCAAAAACAUUAUGGAAAUGA